AUGUCGAACAAACGUGUCGUUGUACUUGGCGCUGGUAUUGCAGGACUAUCAACGGCUACUUUGCUCCUACAGCAAGAAAAAGGGUUUGAAGUUCACAUUGUCGCUAAACAUUUUCCAGGGGAUUUAUCUGGAGAAUACACAAGUCCUUGGGCCGGUGCUCACUGGAGAAGCCAUGCUACAAAAGAUGACACUAGACAACAAGAAUUUGAUAGAAUAACUUACAACCAUCUUUGGAAGCUUGCUAAAGUACCACAAAAUGAAACAGGAAUUAUGAUUAUUGAUGAAUUCGAAUAUUGGGAGAAAUUUCCACAAGAUUUCUCUGAUCCGUGGUUCAAGACAUUAUGUCAUGAGUAUCGACAUUUAAGAAAAGAAGAGCUGCCAAUUGGCGUUGAGUUUGGAAUCACAUACAAAUCAAGUAAUUUAUCAAAAAAGUUCUUUAUUUAUAAUUUCAAUCUUUUCAUGACUGACCGGGAUGAUUAUUCUCUACAAGUUUCUAUUAAUCCACUAACCUACCUUAGCUACCUUCUCAAUACUUUCACCUCGUUGGGUGGCACUACGCAACGCGUCAAUUUAUUUUCACACUUAAAUGAAUGUAUCAAAAGCGAAACCGACAUUGUUAUCAAUUGUUCAGGUAUUCAUGCCAGAACAUUAGGGGGAGUUGAAGACCCAAACGUCUACGCAGCGAGGGGUCAAACUGUUAUUGCGCAAUUGCCUCGUUCAUAUAUUAAUUGGGCUUUUUUUAAGCGUGGUGAAUAUGGAAAGUUGUGUUUAGCGGCUAAUGGAGGAGAAAUAACAUACGCGAUACCUCACGAUGAUGGCGAAGUUGUUCUUGGUGGAACUUAUGAUGAACAUAAAUAUUCGACAGAUAUUGAUUAUAACACAGCUAAAGAAAUUAUUCAACGAUGUCUAGCCACUCGUCCAGAUCUCUUGCCAAAAGACCAAACUCAACUAACAAUCAAGAGGCACGGAGUUGGUCUUCGACCUUGUCGUAAAGGUGGCGUAAGAAUCGAGGCCGAAUGGACAAUUUCUGAAAAAUUCGGUAAAAAAAUUCUCAUUUGUCAUAAUUACGGUCAUGGUGGUUCUGGUUAUGAAUCAAGUCAUGGGACCGCACAACAUGCGUUAAAGGUCUUGAAAGAAGCUCUACAUG
This is a messenger RNA of Funneliformis geosporum, 1147 nucleotides long. Lineage: Eukaryota; Fungi; Glomeromycota; Glomeromycetes; Glomerales; Glomeraceae. The record is from the annotation of a GenBank genome assembly.